GCGCCGUCGCCGUGGUAACCGCGGAAGCCUGGGCCCUGGGUGAGGUAUUUUUUGGAGUUAAUGGAGUCAGAAGAAACUGUAGAAUCAGAGAGUUCAGAAAAGUCACUAUUUUCCUCACAGCAAGAAUAUGAAGAAUCCCAAGAAGAAGAUGAAACAGGCGCUGAGAACCCCCUUCUUCAGCCUGCUCUCACAGGGGAUGUAGAAGGUUUGCAGAAGAUUUUUGAGGAUCCUGAAAAUCCUCACCAUGAGCACGCCAUGCAGCUGCUUUUGGAAGAAGACAUUGUUGGGAGAAAUCUGUUAUAUGCAGCUUGCAUGGCUGGCAAAAGUGACGUAAUUAGAGCCUUGGCGAAGUAUGGGGUGAAUCUGAAUGAGAAAACUGCCAGAGGGUACACAGUCUUACACUGUGCUGCAGCCUGGGGCCGCCUGGAGACUCUGAAGGCCCUAGUGGAACUGGAUGUUGAUAUAGAAGCUUUGAACUUCCGGGGAGAGAAAGCUCGAGACGUUGCUGCUCGCUAUUCUCAGAUUGAAUGUGUUCAUUUUCUGGACUGGGCAGAUGCAAGGCUGCUUCUGAAAAAAAUUAUUACAAAGUCCUCUCUCAUCAUUACUGACCCAGAAAAGGGACCAGGGAAACUCCUCAAGGAAGACAAGAAUGCCAUCCUCAAUGCGUGCCGUCUGAAAAACGAGUGGUUGGAAAGCCAUCCAGAAGCUUCCAUCAGUGAGCUUUUUGAGCAGAAACAGCAAUUGGAAGAUAUCGUGUCCCCCAUCCUAGCAAAAAUGUCUACACCACGUCAAGUGAAAAGUGCCAGAUCAAUAACCUAAACCGUGGUCAGCAGAGAAAUCAACAAUGUACCUUCUACAGAUGCCACACGGUGUAGAAGGCUACAUUACGUUUCAGUAUUAAAUAAGACAAACCCGUUCCUGCCAAAUUCAAGAACUAGAUCCAGGGUUUUGCAGAAAUGUCUGGGUACAAAUUCAGUCACUUGGCUUUGUGUUAGACUGUUCAGAAUACUUACACCUGGCUCAGGGGCUGGGCCUCUGCUCCUCCAAGCAAGGAAGAGCUGAGCGAGGCUUUAAAGACCACGCAGAGAAGCUAAUAGUUUUCUGUGUAACUGAGGCAAGAAAUUUCCACUUGACUAGGGAAUUCCGUUUUUAAAAGAUGCAUUAAGCCAUUUGUAAAAGAAAAGCACUUGUUCCCUCUUUCAAAAGACAAAUACUAAGAAUUGUUUGGGGGUGGGGUCCUCUGGUUUUAGCUGUCUGAAUUAAAAUUCACCUGGAAGGUGGGAUAUAGUUUAUGAGAAAAGCCCACAAAUCUGUUGUUUUCCCUCUCAGGAGUUUGGUAAUAUACUGUAACUGCCACCAAACUGCUUCCCACUGGUCUCUUACAUUGCCUAUGUUUUGAAGGUCAUGGCUACAGAAAGGAUCUUCAGAAUGUACUUUUGCUAGUCAAGUCAAGCAGGACCCUGAACUUCCUAUUACUUUGUGACUUUCUGGGGAAGUUUUUAUAAAAAAUAAAAAAUAUAUAUUUUAAAAGGAGAGAAUCACUUUAUCACUUUCUCCUCUUUGUCUUGCUAUGCAAACUAUUUUUCACUUUAGAGGAGAAAGAAAACAAGAGAGCCAUUCAGUCAUACUCGUCAGACAAUGUUCUCUUGGUCACGCUAUUGAGGUCAUCUUGUUUGAAAUGUUUCCCCAAGUUUCCACUUUUGAGAUCUUUUCUCUCUAUGAGCAAUUGCCAUUUGGCUUCCUUCAGCAGAAACACAAACACUAUGACAUCUCUGUGACACCCAGAGUACUCACUGAUCAUGUUUGGCAGAGAUCUUUUAGGACAAUCUUUCAAGAUACUUGGUUCACAUCAGCACUGAGAUGAUUAGGAAGAGCCUAGGUGCCAUGGCGGGGUGUUGUCAUUUUUAUUCUAAGCCACAUUUUCUGAACCUUGAUCAUGAACACAACAGUGGUUUCUAGGUCUCUGCUCCUGGUAAGUAGGAAGGGGGUCUAGAAACCCACUUUUAUUCCCAGGUAAGACAGAAGCAUUUUUAACUGUCUACUAGAACAACUUCUCUCUUCCUCUUUGCCUCACAACCUGUCCUCAGACGUUUUAUAGCCUUUGAUACACGUGUUAACACAGUGUUUGUACAGUCCCUCGGAUUGGCACCUUCAUAUCAAGUUUUUUAUAAUCUCCUUUUCUAACUCUACACCAGCUUCUCUCCUUCUUGACCCUCAUUGUCAGAUCCUCUCAGGAUUCAAUUUAGAUUCUUGGUGGGACAAUAGUGGUUGUCAUCCCAUGACCACCCCCAUCUCCAAUAUUACAACGAUCUAACUUUUCCUUCUUUGGGGGCAUUUACAGUGCCAGAAACCUCCUCCUGUGUCCUGUGUAGUAAAGCCUCCUCCUGUGUCCUGUGUAGUAAAUCCUCCUUCUGUGUCCUAUGUAAUAAAGCCUCCUCCUGUGUCCUGUGUAGCAAAGCCUCCCUCAUUCUGUGUCCUGUGUAGUAAGUCCUCCUUCUGAUUCUGUGUCCUGUGUAACGAAGCCUCCCUCAUUCUGUGUCCUGUGUAAUUGCUCAUAUGCUUCUCUCUCUAUGUGAAUGAAUAUGGAUCUUUAUGAAAGGGAGGCCUUUUGUUGGGGGCCUUCCUCAUAUCUAAAGAGCUUGUAAAAUAGUAAGUCAGUAAAUAAAAGUUGAGUUGACCCACUUAGUACUACCUUACUCCCAGUACCUAGCAUUGCUUAAUACUACCUAGUACUCACAGAACUCAUACCCGCUUCAUUCAUUUAUAGUGCUUGAUUACCAUUAUAGAAAUGCUACCAACCUUAGCUUAUGCCUUGCCUAUGUCAGUGUACCCACUCCUCCAACAGACAAGCCGUAUGCACAGCAAACAUUGUGGCUGUCUGUCUGCCCUCUCCCGACUGUGUAGUCCUUAAACUUUAUCUUGAAUGUCAUGGACCUGGUGGUUCCCAUGGGUUCUUUGGAUCUUAUUUCAGAGACUCCUUUGAUGUGGGAUCUGAACACUUACUUAUAUCUGUGUAUAUGUAACUUCUGUUUUGCAAAAAAUGAUAUCAAUUAUUACCUACUGUUGCACUGACUUAUAGGUAGAUCAAUAGGAGAUUUAGAUGCCAUUAUGCUGUGAUUUUGAUGUUAUUUCAUUAGUUGCAUGGUGUUUUCAGACCUUGCAUAGACUAGUUACUUUUUAAAAGCACAUGCUAACAGCUCAGGAAUGCCUCCACAGUAGUCGAAAGGGAGGCAAUUUAAUAUUAUGAUCAAUUCUAGUUUUAGUUCUUUAGGUUUUGUGUUUCAUUGGUCAUAAAAAUAUAAACAUAUAAAGGUACAGUAUUAAUGUAACAUUAUUAAAAUAACAACUGCUGCCUGUUACCACUGUCAUGUAACAAAAGACAUUUUAACUCCAAAUAGUAAGGCUACAUGAUAACAGUAUGAACUGAAUAAAUUAAGCUUCAUUGCAGAACUUUAUGUUAGAUGUAUUCUUCUCAUUUUGCCUCAUAUGAUAGAACUUUUAUCAUACACCAGAACUGACCUAGUGUCUAACUUUUCACAUCUACUGCUCUAGAUAUCAAACUGACAUUUGUUUUAACAUUAAACAUUGUAAAAGGCUGACAGUUACUCUAGUGUUCAUCUAAUAUGCAGUAGAUUGACUGACAUUUGUUUUAGCAUUAAACAUUGUAAAAGGCUGGCAGUUACUCUAGUGUUCGCCUAAUAUGCAGUAGAUUAUGUUGUACAGGCUAGCCUAAUCUUCCAUUCUAUGUUGUACAGGCUAGCCUAAUCUCCCACUUCACACACUCUUAUCAAUGUGUGGUCCUAUCAUUUCUAAAAUAGCAAUACCAGCUUAUGGUCUCUCUUGAAUCCAGGGAGCUCAUGACUAUAGUUGAAAAUGGUUCCAUGUCAUUUCCAAUGCUAGAUUAUAGUAUGCUGAUUUGGCUUCUGCCUCAGUCUCUUAAGAUACUGCCCUAGAGACCAGUCUGUGGAGAUACCAACAGGGAAAGGAACUGAGGCUCAAGCCUACACCUCUGACUGUGCUCCGUCCAUUGCUCUCAACCUGCCCAGAUCUUGAAGGAGAGUCAUCUUGGAAAUGGAUUCUCCAAUCAAGCCCCUGUUUGAUGCUAUGUGGCGUGGAGACACACUUUCUCUGCCAAGUCCUACCAAAAUCAUGAACUUCUGAGAUAAAUAAAUGGUUUUGUUUUACGCUA
Arvicanthis niloticus (Nile rat) is the source of this 4189-nucleotide messenger RNA. RefSeq names its product ankyrin repeat domain 45 (gene Ankrd45). Gene Ontology annotation, cellular component: cytoplasm. Gene Ontology annotation, molecular function: protein binding. The record is from RefSeq and is a predicted model, not a curated record. NCBI's taxonomy places the organism in Eukaryota, Metazoa, Chordata, Mammalia, Rodentia, Muridae.